UUUUAAACGGAACGAAGAUAUCAGCACACAUCGACCGAACUUCUACUUUGCGGUAUGGCGCACAGCAUGCUUCCCUCGUUUCCUUUCUUCGACGCGCGUGCCACUGACGCCAAUAACGUCGGCACCGAAUGGUUGAAGUGGGUGAAACGCUUCGAAAACUUCAUCGUAGCCUGCGGCAUCACAGCCGACGCCCGGAAGACGGCCCUACUACUACACUACGUUGGUGAAGAAGUUUAUGACAUUUACUGUUCGCUACCUGAUUCUCCCGCAGCCGCAACUGCGUCAACCGUUUCAAGCACGGAUGGCUCCAGCAACUCAACGCCUCUCUACACCGCAGCACGCAAGAAGCUCGAUGGCUAUUUUGCACCCCGAGUGAACACUACCUUCGAGAUUUACCGCUUCCGUCAAGCCAAGCAAAUGGAAAACGAAUCACUCGACGCGUUCUACGCCAGACUACGACAGCUCGUUAAGCACUGUGCUUUCGCCGAUGCCGACACCGAAAUCAAGAAUCAAAUCCUCCUGUCUACAGUGUCAACACGUCUACGCCGGUAUGCCAUGCAGCAUGACCUCGACUUGCAAGGAAUUCUCAAACAAGGCAGGUUGUUUGAAGAGGUCGAGCACAACAUCUCUGUGAUCGAGCAAGAACGUCAGCAGUACAAAGAAAACUCAGCGUCAGCGUCUACACUUGCAGUGAACUCCAAGCGCACCUCGCGACCUCAUCAACCGAAGUACCACGGGAAAGCGCCAUCACGGCCUCGCGAGCCUCCGCGCCAUCAAAGGACAGACGCAACAUGCUACAACUGCGGAAAAUCAUGGCCUCAUAGUGAGGGACGCUCCAGCUGCCCCGCUCUUGGCAAACAGUGUAAUGCUUGUCACAAAACUGGACACUUUGCUAGUGUGUGUCGUUCAACACGCAAAACCGUGCAUGCAGUCGUGCGGGAAAGCAGCCCUGACAGUGAUGAACACGCCUUCAUGACUUCCUCUCACUGUCUCCCAAUCACGGCCUCUCCCCAGGUGGAUCUCAAACUCGAUGGUGAGACCGUCCGUUUUACCAUUGACACUGGUGCUACCGUGUCUGUCAUCGGUUCGAAUAGCUUGAAAAAGCGUUUGAGCACGGAAACGCUGUCCAAGACGUGCAAGAAAGUAUUUGCUUAUGGCGCAAAUUCUCCUUUACCGCUACUCGGAAAGUUAGAUGUUCUCAUCACCUACAAGAACAGCAGCAGCCAUGAAACUUUCUAUGUUGUGUCCGGAGACUGUCCCCCACUACUUAGUUUCUCUGCAGCUUCCCGUGUAGGACUAGUCCAGAUCACGUAUAGUGUGGGAGAGGUGCCAAACAGACUGGAUCCGAGAGUGGCCUACCCAGACCUUUUCAAGGGAGUGGGCUGUCUAAAGGACUUCCAAGUACACCUCCAUGUUGACCCCCUUGUUCAACCAGUAGCACAACCUCACAGACGCAUCCCCUUCUCCAUGCGAAAGCCACUGGAAGAAGAGCUUGAAAGGCUACAGUCCCUCGGCAUAAUUGAAAAGACUGAAGGACCAACCCCUUGGGUAUCUCCAAUCGUGGCAGUACCGAAACCACAUGACCUCGAGCAUAUUCGAAUGUGUGUCGACAUGCGCUGUGCUAACCAAGCCAUCCAGCGUGAGAGACAUGUCACACCGACAGUGGGCAACAUCCUUGUUGCUUUGAAUGGAUCCAUCUUAUUCUCGAAACUUGAUCUGAAAGAUGGAUACCACCAAUUAGAACUUGAUGCAUCAUCUCGUGUGAUCCCCACAUUCUCUACACAUGCUGGACUCUUCCGAUACAAGAGACUCAACUUCGGAAUCAACUCAGCAGCCGAAGUGUUCCAGGACACCAUCCGUCAGGUUCUAACCAACAUCCCCAAUGUGCUCAACGUAAGCGAUGACAUAUUGGUGUAUGGAAAGACUGAGAAAGAGCAUGAUGAAGCUUUGAAGGCGACACUGGAAUGUCUACUUGCAAGUGGCCUCACAUUGAACGUCAAGAAAUGCAAAUUCUACCAACAGGAACUUACCUUUUUCGGGCAUGUGUUCUCAAGCAAAGGUGUACAACCAGACCCCACUAAGGUGUCUGCAGUAAUCUGUGCCUCACCACCCACCAGUGCCAGUGAAGUGAAAUCUCUCCUUGGUCUUGUUAACUACUGUGGUCGGUUCAUACCGAAUCUGGUCCACCUCACCCAACCACUCAGGAAACUCACAGCCAAAGGAGAGGACUGGUGUUGGACAGACAUACAGCAAGAUGCCCUGGACGAACUGAAGAGAAAGCUUUCCGAGGCCACAGCUCUUGCCUACUUUGACCCAGGAAAGGACAUCACACUCAUUGUAGAUGCUGCUCCUCAUGGCCUAGGUGCCAUUCUCACGCAGACAUCCGGAAGUGAAACCAGGGUGGUAGCAUAUGGGAGUCGUGCCCUUUCUCCUGUGGAGGCACGCUACUCUCAAAUUGAAAGGGAAAUGCUGGCUGUAGUGUGGGGAAUUGAGCACUUUCACAUCUACCUGUAUGGGACAGCAUUCCACCUACUAACGGACCACAAGCCAUUGGUCAGUAUUCCCAGCAACCCCCGCUCCCUGCCUUCAGCACGGCUAGAGCGUUUGGCACUUCGAAUUCAACAAUACACCUUUGAAGUGCAACACACUAGUGGUCCAAACAACCCAUCUGACUACUUGUCCCGCCACCCAGUAAACUCCACAGAACCAUUUCGGCGCAUGGAGUCUGUCGCUGAGCAGUAUGUGAACUUCAUCAUGUCUCACAGCCUACCUCGUGCCAUGACCAUAAAGGAGGUAACCGAAGCGACGUUAGCUGACCCGGUGAUCAACUCACUCAAGCAAGCCCUAAAGCAACCCCAGAAAGGCAAACAUUGGAAGAACACAACUCUACAGCCUUUCUCUCGCGUUGCGACAGAACUGUCAGUCUCCAAAGAAGGCCUUGUGUUAAGAGGCACGCGGAUAGUACUGCCAGCACAACUUCACACAAAGGCGGUGCACCUUGCACAUCGAGGCCACCAAGGCAUUGUCAAUACAAAACAGCUGUUGCGUGAGGUGUGGUUCCCAGGGAUAGACUCUCUAGUGGACCAGACAGUUAAGAGCUGCCUGGCAUGCCAAACUAACACACCGCUACACCAUCGAGACCCUUUGCCAAUUCAGGAGCUUCCUCAAGGCCCGUGGACAGAACUGUCAUUAGAUUUUGCUGGCCCUUUCCCUGAUGGCAAGUAUGCCAUGGCAGUUGUGGAUGAUUUCUCCAAGUACCCAGUCGUUAGCAUCUUACACACUCUUGCAGCACCUACAGUCAUCAAGCAACUGCGCACUAUAUUCGCUCAGUUCGGCUGUCCGGAAAUUGUAAAGUCAGACAAUGGCCCACCCUUUCAGAGCGAGGGUUUUGCAGAGUUUGCUAGCGAGCUUGGAUUCAAGCAUCACCGCAUCACUCCACGGUGGCCAGAGGCUAACGGGGAAGCCGAACGAUUCAUGCGCACCCUCAAGAAGUCGAUACUCGCAAGUCGUGUCAGCCACUUGGAUUGGACCAAUGAGCUUCAGUCGUUCCUCCUGGCUUACAGGUCCACACCCCAUGGUUCCACAGGAAAGUCUCCGUUUGAACUUCUAUUUGGGAGACCCAUGAGGAAUCUUCUACCGACACUUGCUGCUGAUACUCAGAACUCAGCUCACUCUGAGGCGAGACAGAAUGACACCCAAAGAAAAGCAUACAACAAGCAGUACGUCGAUUCUCGGAGACACACCAGUCACAACCAGCUGCAUGUUGGACAACAAGUCCUCUGCAAACAAGACAGGUCAAACAAGUUCUCGUCUUACUAUGACCACCACCCAUACACAAUCAGCAAAGUCACUGGCUCCAAAAUCACAGCGUCCAGAGAUGGAGUGUCGAUUUGUCGCAACUCUAGCUUCUUCAAAGAUGCGAGCACAGUUCAAAUGGAACGACACCAGGACCAGCCCGACAUGCCAGAUCUGGACGAUGCAGCUGUGCCAAGUAACUGUGACCCUCCAAGCCACAGCACAGCUACUCCUGGUGAAGCUCCACCAGCAACUACCAAGACCGCCUCACAGCGGUACCCCCAACGAACAAGGCAACGACCUAAGCGCCUGAAAGACUAUGUGUUUGAACAAAACUGA
This is a messenger RNA of Dermacentor silvarum, 4134 nucleotides long. RefSeq lists its product as uncharacterized. NCBI's taxonomy places the organism in Eukaryota, Metazoa, Arthropoda, Arachnida, Ixodida, Ixodidae. Gene Ontology annotation, molecular function: nucleic acid binding; aspartic-type endopeptidase activity. Bases 55 to 4134 code for a protein of 1359 amino acids. Gene Ontology annotation, biological process: DNA integration; proteolysis. The record is from RefSeq and is a predicted model, not a curated record. The transcript has a single exon.